CUCACAGCUCAACGACGAAAGUGAUAACAUUUGUUAAUUCGUCAACAACUUUUCUUACAACACAAAAAAUGAUGACGUCGUUCAAUAAUACGCAAAUGGCCUCACAACAGCGAAGUUCAACUGGGACUUGGGGAAUGGCUAAAAAGAAAGUUCAGGUGUCUUUUGUGAUCCGUGAUGAAAUAGAGCGGCACCAUAGAUCAGGCGUGAAUGCUCUACAGUAUGAUCCGUUACUCAACAGGCUUUAUUCCGCUGGCAGAGACUCUAUCAUUAGGAUUUGGAACACAAAAGCCACAAACAAGGAUCCAUAUGUUUUGUCAAUGGAGCAUCAUACAGACUGGGUCAAUGACAUAGUAUUGUGUUGUGGAGGAAGAACGUUGAUAUCAGCGUCUUCUGACACAACUGUUAAAGUCUGGAAUGCACACAAGGGAUUCUGUAUGUCAACACUUAGAACACAUAAGGAUUAUGUGAAGGCAUUAGCUUAUGCUAAAGAUAAGGAACAGGUUGCUUCAGCGGGACUUGACAGAUCUAUUUUCUUAUGGGAUGUUAACACAUUGACUGCACUUACAGCUUCAAAUAACACUGUUACAACCUCCAGUUUAAAUGGGAACAAAGAUUCAAUAUACAGUCUAGCAAUGAACCCAGCUGGUACAGUGAUAGUGUCAGGUUCCACGGAGAAAGUUUUACGUGUCUGGGAUCCACGAACGUGUUUAAAGUUGAUGAAGUUAAAAGGUCACACUGACAAUGUUAAAGCUCUAGUACUCAACAGAGAUGGUACACAAUGUUUAUCAGGAAGUUCUGACGGCAUGAUAAGGUUAUGGUCACUAGGACAGCAGAGAUGUGUGGCUACAUUCCGAGUGCAUGACGAAGGUGUAUGGGCAUUACAGGCAAAUGAUAGUUUUUCAAUGGUAUAUUCUGCUGGUAGGGAUAGAAGAGUCUGGGCAACAGAUGUUCGAAAUAAUGAUUACAGGUGUUUAGUUUGUGAAGAAAAAGAGCCAGUUUUAAAGUUGGAGUUAACACAUAAUGAACCACAAUCUCUUUGGGUAUCUACAACCAGUUCCAGUAUCAAAAAUUAUUCUUUAAGAAAUGUAAAUAAACAGCUGAUGUCAGCUUUAGACAAUGUGUCAUUACCUCCAGUGUGUUCACAGCCAGAUUUUACUAUAAAAGGUGGUUCCAGCAUACGACAGUAUUAUGUGUUAAACGAUAAACGCCAUAUUCUCACUAAGGAUACAGAAGAAAAUGUUGCCCUUUGGGAUGUUUUAAGCGCAAGAAAAGUUGAAGAUCUCGGUAAAGUUGAUUUGGAAGAAGAAAUUAAAAACAGAUUUAAAAUGCUUUAUGUACCAAACUGGUUCUCAGUAGAUCUUAAAACUGGGAUGUUAACUAUCCAUUUAGAUGAGACAGACUGUUUCUCUGCCUGGGUCUCUGCAAAGGAAUUAGGAGCUAAUGUUCCUGUGGAUGCUCCUGAUACUAAAUUAAAUAUUGGUCAGCAGUUACUACAAGCUCUUCUGGACAACUGGCCAAAGACACACAUAUUUGAAAAUCAAGAAAAUAUGAACGGAAAUGAGAAUGAAGUGCAAUCACCAACAGGAAUUUACUUCCGAGUUCCUGGUCAUACCCCUGUAAUAUUUAGUGAGGUUGGUCGAGGGAAGACAUUAUUCAGAUUGCUGUGUCGAGAUGCAGGAGGGGAAACAGAACAGAUGUUGUUGAAUGAGACAGUUCCACAAUGGGUGGUAGAUGUUCUUGUACAUGGAAAUUCACCAAAGUCUAACAAGAUUCCAUUCUUUCUUCAACCCCAUCAAAGUAUGGGACAGAAAAUUGUCAUGAAAAAGGAUAGAUUGUCAGCAAGUGACAUGAUUCAAGUUCGAAAGGUCGUAGAGCAUGUGUAUGAAAAGGUUCUGGGUCAGGGUUCAGAUGCUGGUUCCCAGGCAGCCAACAGUGGGAACCAGGAGAAAGGUGAAGAUUUGGAAGAUAGUUCAGCAGUUGCGGAGGAAAAAGUGGAAUUGUUGUGCAAUGAUCAGGUAUUAAAUCCCAAUAUGGAUCUGAGAACUGUGAAACAUUUCAUCUGGAAGCAAGGUGGUGAUUUAACUUUACAUUACAGACCUCUUAAAACUUGAAAUUUAAACAAGAUUUCUACCAUUGUGACAAGUUUUACUGAAGUAAAAAAGACGCAGCUGGGACUAGCCUAGGAGACAUUGAGAGCUUUACAAAAAAAUUGUGAUUAUAGAGCAUUGUGAAAUAUUGGUGAUGAUCAUAUCCUAUCCACAAUACAGUUAACUCCUUUUUACAGUGAAUCAUCUUGAUCAGAUUUUGCACUGCCGUAUUUUUGCUGAAAAAUCAUCAUCAUCAUAUCAUUAUCGUCUUCAUCAUCAGCAAAUAAGUAGAAUGAUUAUAUAAGCCAGCAGAUGGUCAGCAUGGAUAUACAAUUUCAAUUUUAGCUCGACUUUUCAAAAGAAAAGUAGAGCUAUUGCACUCGCCCCAGCGUUGGCGUCGCUGUUGGUUAAAGUUUUUGAUAAAGUCAAAUAUCUCUGUUACUAUCAAAGCUAUUGACUUGAAACUUAAUAUAGUUAUUUACUGUCAAAGUCUACACCAGGAGAAUCAAUUCCCAUAACUCUGAUUAGAGUUUUGACAGAGUUAUGCCCCUUUUUAACUUAGAAUUUUUGUUGAAGUUUUUGAUAGAGUCAAAUAUUUCUGUUACUUUCAAAGCUUUUGACCUGAAACUUAAAAUAGUUAUUUACUAUCAAAGUCUACACCAGGAGAAACAAUUCUCAUAACUCUGAUUUGAAUUUUGACUGAGUUAUGCCCCUUUUUUGCUUAGAUUUUUUUGGUUAAAGUUUUAUAAAGUGUUUACUGCCAAAGCUCUGAUUCAGAGUCAAGCACUGAGAAAAGUUGAGCGGGCUGUCAUCAGACAGCUCUUGUUAUACCAGGUUUUUUACUACAGCCAC
Messenger RNA from Mercenaria mercenaria, 2939 nucleotides. RefSeq names its product WD repeat-containing protein 48-like. Gene Ontology annotation, biological process: double-strand break repair via homologous recombination; protein deubiquitination. Bases 69 to 2111 code for a protein of 680 amino acids. The record is from RefSeq and is a predicted model, not a curated record. NCBI's taxonomy places the organism in Eukaryota, Metazoa, Mollusca, Bivalvia, Venerida, Veneridae. Gene Ontology annotation, molecular function: ubiquitin binding. The transcript has 19 exons.